Grus americana (Whooping crane) is the source of this 1731-nucleotide messenger RNA. It is a transcript of the gene CASTOR1, whose product is annotated as cytosolic arginine sensor for mTORC1 subunit 1. The record is from RefSeq and is a predicted model, not a curated record. NCBI's taxonomy places the organism in Eukaryota, Metazoa, Chordata, Aves, Gruiformes, Gruidae. The transcript has 9 exons. Gene Ontology annotation, cellular component: cytosol. Gene Ontology annotation, molecular function: arginine binding. The coding region runs from base 5 to 997 and encodes 330 amino acids. Gene Ontology annotation, biological process: cellular response to L-arginine; negative regulation of TORC1 signaling.
CGCGAUGGACCUGCACAUCCUGGAGCACCGGGUGCGGGUGCUGAGCCUGGCCCGCCGCGGGCUCUGGCUGUACACGCACCCGCUGCUCAAGCUGCUCUUCCUGCCCCAGCGCUGCAGGUGCAAGUUCUUCAGCCUGACGGAGACCCCCGAGGACUACACCAUCAUGCUGGACGAGGAAGGCUUCAAAGAGCUGCCGCCCUCCGAGUUCAUGCAGGUGGCGGAUUCGACGUGGCUGGUGCUCAGCGUCGUCUCCAACGGCCGGGCGCCCUCCGGCUGCCAGGCCACCGGCGUCACCAAGAUCGCCAGGUCGGUCAUCGCGCCGCUGGCCGAGCACCACGUCUCGGUGCUGAUGCUCUCCACCUACCAGACCGACUUCAUCCUGGUGCGGGAGCGGGACCUGCCGGUGGUGAUCCACACGCUGGCCGGGGAAUUCGACAUCUACAAGGAGGAGAGCGGCGAGUGCGUCCCCGUCACCUGCGACGACGUGAGCAACGGCUUCCUCAAGCCCAAGCCGGCGGCCAGCCCCACGCUGCACCCCGUGCAGAGCCCCCAGACCCGCUUCUGCGUCCUGACCGUGGCCCCCGACACGCUGCCCGCCAUCGCCACCAUGCUCAUCGACGUCCUCUUCUACUCCCACAGCCCCCCGAGGGAGGCUGGCGCUGGCAGCCAGGACCUCGACUCCAUCACCUUCUUCGCCUUCUCCCUCAUCGAGGGCUACAUCUCCAUCGUGAUGGAUGCCGAAACCCAGAAGCGGUUCCCCAGCGACCUGCUGCUGACCAGCUCGACGGGGGAGCUGUGGCGCAUGGUGCGGAUCGGCGGGCAGCCCCUCGGCUUCGACGAGUGCGGCAUUGUGGCGCAGAUCGCCGAGCCGCUGGCCGCCGCCGACAUAUCGGCGUAUUACAUCAGCACCUUCAACUUCGAUCACGCCCUGGUCCCCGAGGACGGCAUCGCCGAGGUCAUCCAGCUGCUGCAGCAGCGCCAGGAGAGCGGCAGAUAGCGGCCGGCUGUCCCCACGCCGGGUGGCCCAGCGCGGUGGCACGGUGGGCUCCCCCCGCCCCCACCCCCCCACCCCUAUAUUUGUUAUUUUUUUAAUUGUAACCCCCGCCCCAGUGCGGGGCAUCGCUCCCUGUCCAGAUGUGGGGACGUGGUGGCUUCGGGGACGCGGUGGCUUCGUGGCAGCGGGACAGUGUCCGGUGGGAGGGGGGAGCGUCCCCACCGUGUCACCCCGUGGGCGAGGCCGAAGGGCAGCCCCGUGUCAUCCUCUGCCUCCAGCCCUGCCCACGCGGGGUUGGGGGGCUCGGGUGGAGAGUGGGGGUCCCGCAGUGGAGGAGGGGACAUGGGGGGGACGUGCCAGAGAGCAGUGAUGUGCCACCGCGGGGCUGGGGGUGACAGCCCGGGGCUGGCGGGACGUGUCCUCGCCCCCUGCGGGGGUCCCCACGGGGGGUCCCCUUGGGUGGGGGGUGCCCGUGAUGCUCUGGGGCACCACUGGACUGGCCCCGGGGGGGUGAAGGCACCCCCAGAGCUGGGGUUCCCCCCCAGCACCCCAAAAACCUCCAAGGCAGAGAUGGGGGGGGGUACGGUUCAGCCCCAGCCCUGUGUCCCCUCUGGGGUGGCCCCACGCCCCUGCCUGGGCCGUCGUGUAUCGUGGGGGGGCGACAGUGACCCCCCCAGCUCCUCCCAAGCUGUAUUUUCAGACAGGUUUUAAUAAGUCAAUAAAAUUCCUAUUAUUUU